UUCAGGAAUCUGCGUUCUGUGGUAUGAUAUCCCAGCCAGAUAACAUACCAAUGACAGAAAUCAGCUCUGUGAUAUUUUUCAUCAUACCAAUGAUAGUUAUAAUUUAUCAAUACAUCAAGAUGGGCAUCGCCAUCAAGGAAACCACAACCAACAACAGCUUUGGAAAAGGUUCGGUGCACAGAAAAAGGAAGAAAAAUCUACAGAGUAACAAGAACAUUGUUAAAAUGUUAUCAUUUGUGGUGUUGGGGUUCUUCGCCUGUUGGUGCCCUUUCCAUGCUCAAAGGCUCCUGUCUGUGUAUCUGAAGGACUACGAAUUCUUCGAUGAAAUUAACUACUGGAUGUAUAUUUCUUCAGGAGUCUUCUAUUACUUCUCAUCAACUCUAAACCCUAUACUGUACAACGUGAUGUCCGACAGAAUGAGGAACGCCUUCAAAGAGGUGAUAUGCGGAAUGAAGAAGAAAAAAAGACGUCGAACAACCUUGAGUCGUAAUACAACCAAAGAGACCAGUAUAUCCUUGCAUCCAGGGAACACAAAUGAGGAAAUGGUGCAUUUUUUCAACAAAGGACAAUGGAGGUGCGGGAUGAUCAAGCAAUAUUCCCAGAUUGACUUAAGCAGCAGUUUAAGAAUAGAGACGGGUAUCUAAGCGGAAGUAUUCCAAGUACUGAGUGGUCCAUGCCAUUGUCUGAAGCAUUCUCUUCAGAGUGCCAUUGCUAAUGGCGGUUGGUCAAUGACUGAAAAUGUGAUACAAAAGGAAAUAAGUUUUUAUCCCAGUGUCUGAUAUGUACUUUUAAUUUCUCCGGGUUCCUAGUGUUAAAAGUGUCCUUUUCCGAAUUUCCAACGUUCUGGCGUUUAUUUUUUGCCUUCUCCGGGGCUAAAAAAGUUAGAAAAAAGAAAACGUUUAUGUAAUUUCAUAAUCGUAAAUUAGGCAUUGACUGAGGAAGUUCAGUUAAAAAUAUUGACCAAGGAAAUACAUAAAGAUAUAAAAAAGCACAGAACAAAAGCACAUAAAGGCAAUGGCAAUA
Molecule: messenger RNA, 1023 nt
Organism: Acanthoscelides obtectus
Lineage: Eukaryota; Metazoa; Arthropoda; Insecta; Coleoptera; Chrysomelidae
Source: the annotation of a GenBank genome assembly